Messenger RNA from Solanum dulcamara, 2871 nucleotides. RefSeq names its product pentatricopeptide repeat-containing protein At1g26900, mitochondrial. Gene Ontology annotation, molecular function: protein binding; RNA binding. The record is from RefSeq and is a predicted model, not a curated record. The transcript is spliced from 2 exons. The coding region runs from base 97 to 1893 and encodes 598 amino acids. Gene Ontology annotation, biological process: RNA modification. Lineage: Eukaryota; Viridiplantae; Streptophyta; Magnoliopsida; Solanales; Solanaceae.
AUAGUUUUAUGGCUUGGGAUCUUUUUCAAAGUUUGUUACAAAGCACACAAUUACUCCUUUGAAUGUACGCUCUGCGGCGAAAUCUUGCUUGUUCUCAUGAACAUAGUCGUUAAUUCCUACUGUUCUUAUCUUCUAAGACAAAACUUCAAACAAUUAUCAAGACAUUUUUCCACAUUUUCUUCAGAUCAAAAUCUCAUUUCUCAGUUACAAUCAUGCAAUAAAAUCUCUGAAAUCACUCAAUUUCAAGCCUUAAUGGUCAAAACUGGUCAAGACCAAAUUCCUUUCACACUAAGCAAACUCCUCGCAUGUUCAAUUCAAUAUACACAUUAUACAUCUUCAAUUUUCAAGUACGUAAAAAACCCAAAUCUGUAUAUGUACAAUACCAUGCUUCGUAGCUAUUCAAUCAGUGAUGACCCACAAAAGGGUCUUGUGUUUUUCAACUAUAUGAGGGCACAAAUUGUUGUUCUUGAUCAAUUUGCUUUUGUUUCUGUGCUUAGAUCUUGUAUGCGUUUAUUGGAGAAAUGGACAGGUCAAGCUGUUCAUGCAGUUGUUUUGAGAUCUGGGUUUGAUUUGUUUCUUGAUUUGAAGAAUACCCUUUUGAAUUUUUAUUGUGUUCGUGGGGAAAUCCGUUGUGCCCACAAACUGUUCGAUGAAUUUUCGAAGAGGGAUUUGGUUUCCUGGAACACCUUGAUGGGUGGUUAUCUUUGUGUACAUAAUUGUUCUGCUGUUUUGGGCUUGUUUGUAGAGUUGGGUAGGGAUGGUAUUUCUGCUAGUGUCACGACGAUGUUGUGUGUUUUGUCUGCGAUUGGUGAGUUAAAGAUUGCUUUGGCAGGGGAAUCCCUGCAUGGUUAUUGCAUAAAGAUUGGAUCUUGCCAUAAUUUGAAGGUGUUAACUGCCUUGAUAUCUAUGUAUGGGAAGAGUGGUUGUGUGUGUUCAGGCCGUAGUCUAUUUGAUGAAGCUUAUCAGAAAGAUGUUGUUUUGUGGAACUGUUUGAUAAAUGGAUAUGCUAAAAAUGGAUUGCUGGAAGAGGCAUUGUCUCUAUUGAGGCAAAUGAAGGUUCAAAGAUUGAAGCCGAAUUCGUCAACCUUGGCAGGUUUGCUUUCUUCUUGUGACUCCUCCGGAGCUCUUAAUAUGGGUGAAUAUAUUCAGAACUUUGUAGAAGACCAGGAAUUAGCUUUGGAUCCAGUCCAUGGCACGGCGUUGAUCGAUAUGUAUGCUAAGUGUGGGUUGCUUGGGAAGGCAGUUAAUGUUUUUGACAAUAUGGAGACUAAAGAUGUGAAGUGUUGGACAGCAAUGAUAAUGGGUUACGGGGUACACGGGGAGGCAAAAGAUGCUAUUGCACUCUUCCACAGAAUGGAGGAUGAAGGUUUUAGGCCGAAUGAAGUGACUUUCUUGGCAGUAUUUAGUGCUUGUAGUCAUGGAGGACUGGUGGCAGAGGGCAUCAGUCAUUUUAGAAAAAUGGUCCUGGAAUAUGGCUUGACUCCUAAAAUUGAGCAUUAUGGAUGUUUGAUUGAUAUAUUAGGUCGUGCUGGACUGCUUGAAACAGCACGAGAACUAAUAAAAGGUUUGCCCAUUGAAGGGGAUGCUACUGCAUGGCGUGCAUUACUAGCAGCAUGCAGACUCCAUGGUGGUGUUGAGUUGGGUGAACAAGUGAAAAAAGAACUAGAACAGAGAUUUGGCGAACACCCUGCUGAUUCACUACUUCUGAACAGUACUUAUGCCAUCGCUGGGAUAUUGCCCAAGGAGAGAGACAUGCUAGAGGUGAAGGAAGGUAAAUUAGAAAAAGAGGUGGGAUCUUCUCUCAGUGGGAAGAAGGAAGCUGGAUGCAGCUCAAUUGAAUUAUGUGAUAAUGGUCGGGAUUUUCUUAGCAGGGUGAAGUACGCUAGUUCCUAGAGGACCCUGCCUUCAGCUGCCACAACAAAAUUUUGAUCUUCAGUAUAAGAAUUGCUUCUCUUUUUUUUUCAGACAAAGAGUAUGCACUGGCAAUCAGACUAUCAAUUAUUCUUUGUACUUGUUUUCAUUCAUUCAUUCAACAUAAAGAUAUAAGAUCAAUCUCCAAAAAGUAUCAUGCAUAACACCAAAAUAUGUCUCUCUUUUUCUGAGUAAGAUGGUUGUACGUGGAUCAACUUACACAUAGUUCAACUAAUCCACCAUGUAGGCUGUUACCUCCUACAAACACAACUGCAGGGUAAUAACAGCAAGAGAACUCACAUACGACUCUCAAAUCAUUGUCACCAACUGCAAUAUGCCAUCCUGGCUAUUGACCUGAGGAGGAAUGAGACAAGUGAGGAAACCAUGUGGCAUGCCAAAUCCAAGUCCCCUGAAUGUCAGUUUUCCCUGUACUACCGGUUAGUCUUCCUUAACGCCUUCAGCAUAACAAAUAAACAUAUGGAUUCCAUUGUUACGCCAAAUCCAAGUCCCCUGAAUGUCACUUGGCAGCUACAGAAUACAUAUGGAUUCCGUUGUUAUGUUUUUAACUAAUCUUUUGUCUAUUUCUAGUCCACCACUACUCUGCUUAUUCCCCUGUGAAAUAUUUCCAUCUGCACAAAGUCAAUAAAGAUUUGAGCAAACAUAUAUGGGACAAUAACUCAAGUUCAAGAAACAGCGCAUCACUUUACUGCUUUAUGCAAUUUGACGCGUUGUGUUUUGAAUAUGUCUCUGUUUACUCUGUUCUUUUUUGUAUGAUAAAUUAUGAUAACCAAAGCACAAAAAGCACAGAUGGUAACAGAAAAGGGAAAACAAGAAACUACGAGAAUAACAUAUAUAAAACAAGAAGUUAAAAAAUUAAUAUUAUGAAUGGUACGUACUUGUAACAUUUUACUGAUGUUGCUAGCACCAAAAAUACGAUGAAGAACAAUAAAUUUAUGUGGU